This is a messenger RNA of Suillus subalutaceus, 603 nucleotides long. Its product is annotated as EF-hand. Gene Ontology annotation, molecular function: calcium ion binding. Lineage: Eukaryota; Fungi; Basidiomycota; Agaricomycetes; Boletales; Suillaceae. The transcript has 6 exons. Gene Ontology annotation, cellular component: cytosol; intracellular membrane-bounded organelle; membrane. The record is from RefSeq and is a predicted model, not a curated record. The coding region runs from base 1 to 603 and encodes 200 amino acids.
AUGGGCAAAUCUCAUAGCAAACUUUCACCAGAGCAGCUCGCAGAUCUACAGAAGAACACCUAUUUCGAUAAGAGAGAGCUACAACAAUGGUAUAAGGGCUUUCUCAAAGAUUGUCCAUCCGGCCAGCUGGACAAGACUGAAUUCAGUCGUAUAUAUAAACAAUUCUUUCCAUUCGGGGAUCCAGGAGACUUUGCAGACUACGUCUUCAACGUAUUUGACGAGAACAAAAAUGGUACUAUUGACUUCAAGGAGUUCAUCUGUGCUCUCAGUGUCACAAGUCGCGGCCGAUUAGACGAGAAGCUCAAGUGGGCUUUUCAGCUGUACGAUAUAGACAAAGAUGGUUUCAUCACCUACGAUGAGAUGCUACAGAUCGUAACGUCCAUAUACAAGAUGACUGGUCAAAUGGUCAAGCUCCCUGCCGAUGAAGAUACUCCCGAGAAGGUUCGUUUGACACACUACUCCGCUUGCAUGAAAUUGAAUAAGAUCUUCAGGAAUAUGGACCGAAACAAGGACGCACAACUUACGUACGAUGAAUUCGUCGAAGGCAGUAAGCAAGACCCGACCAUCGUCCAGGCGCUAUCACUAUACGAUGGUCUCGUAUGA